Pseudovirgaria hyperparasitica is the source of this 1449-nucleotide messenger RNA. Its product is annotated as putative serine peptidase. Gene Ontology annotation, biological process: proteolysis. Lineage: Eukaryota; Fungi; Ascomycota; Dothideomycetes; Acrospermales; Acrospermaceae. Bases 1 to 1449 code for a protein of 482 amino acids. The record is from RefSeq and is a predicted model, not a curated record. The transcript has 3 exons. Gene Ontology annotation, molecular function: serine-type exopeptidase activity; dipeptidyl-peptidase activity.
AUGGCCCCUGGCGUGCCUCUUGCGAAUUCGACAUUCCAGCAGUACAUUGAUCACAACAAUCCUGAUUUGGGCACUUUCUCCCAGUUCUACUAUUGGUCUACUCAGUACUGGAAAGGCCCUGGCUCGCCUAUCAUUCUUAUGACCCCUGGUGAGAUUAAUGUGGUUGGUUAUAACUCGUAUUUGACCACAAAUCGUACCACUGGUGUUCUUGCAGAAAAGAUUGGUGCUGCAGUCAUCGUUUUAGAGCAUCGUUAUUGGGGAUUUUCUUCUCCGUUCACUGAUCUUUCCACUAAAAAUCUGCAAUACCUGACACUGGAGAACUCCAUCGCUGAUCUCACCCACUUCGCACGCACAGCCAACCUCCCAUUUGACAACCAUGGUCGUAGCAACGCACCCAAAGUCCCCUGGGUCCUCGCGGGCGGCAGCUACUCGGGUGCCCUCACAGCAUGGACUGCAACCACCUCUCCUGGUACCUUCUGGAGCUACCUCGCCUCCUCUGCCGUCGUCGAAAUCACUGGUGAUCUCUGGCAGUACUUCGUACCCGUCAUGGAAGGAAUGCCUAAGAACUGCAGCUCCGACGUGACCAAAGUUAUCGACCACAUCGACAACAUCGGUAACACCGGCACCGAUGACGAGCAGUACGCUCUCAAAGAGAUGUUUGGUCUACAGGACGUCGAACACUUUGAUGACUUUGCAGCUGCACUCGAAAACGCGCCUUGGCUAUGGCAAGGGAACCAAUUCUACCGCACGACCGGCUUCUUCGACUGGUGCGAUGCCGUCGAGAACGUAACGCCUGGCCAACCCAUCCCCGGCGCCGAAGGCGUAGGAACCGACAAGGCCCUCGCAGGCUACGCGAAGUUCUUCAACGAGACCAUUCUCCCGGGCUUCUGCGAAGGGUUCGGCUACUUCAAAGGCGACCUCAACGUCGACUGCUUCGACACCUACAACGCCCAGAACCCCAUGUACACCGACCGUAGCCUCACCAACACCGUCGACCGCCAGUGGGUCUGGAUGACGUGCAACCAGCCCUUCGGCUACUGGCAGUCCGGCAUGCCAAACGGCAACCCCUCAAUCGUAUCCCGCUUCUCCAACAAAGCAUACUGGGAGCGCCAAUGCCCCCUCUACUUCCCCCCCGACGGCGACUUCGUAGUCGGCCUCCAGGCCGGACGCACCUACGACGCCGUCAAUAAAUACACCGGCGGCUGGGGCGAUCGCGCCACGCAUUUCGACCCCUGGCGCGAGGCCACCGUGAGUGCUCGGCUGCGGCCCGGAGGCCCGUAUGAGGGUAAUGCGGUGAGCAAGGUGCAGUAUAUCCCCGGCAGCUUCCAUACGUCGGACUUGGUUACGGCGAAUCGAGUCAAUGCCGGUGCGGCGAAGGCGAUUGAUGCCGAGGUGGCGCAGAUUGCGCAGUGGGUGGGCGAAUUUCCGCGUGGUGGGCAUGGCUGGUAG